Molecule: messenger RNA, 2717 nt
Organism: Selaginella moellendorffii
Lineage: Eukaryota; Viridiplantae; Streptophyta; Lycopodiopsida; Selaginellales; Selaginellaceae
Product: serine/threonine-protein kinase prp4
Exons: 11
Coding region: 91-2322 (743 amino acids)
Biological process (GO): mRNA cis splicing, via spliceosome; peptidyl-serine phosphorylation; peptidyl-threonine phosphorylation
Molecular function (GO): ATP binding; protein serine/threonine kinase activity
Source: RefSeq, a predicted model, not a curated record
UAACGUGUGAGCGGCGCUUGGAGGGCGCUCUGGGAAUUAGGGUAGGCGAUGGCGCGCUAGGGCUGUGAAUCAAGGAAGGCGCGCGCCGGCAUGGCUAGGGAUGGCAGGGUAGACGAUGCCAAGGACAAGUCUAGGAAGCGCAAGUCGGUGGAGGACGAGCAGCCUUCCUCCAAGCGCCGGGAGGACGAUGAUGGUAAGCGCAAGCACAAGCACAGGAAACACAAGCACAGGAGCAGCCACCGCAAGCACAUUAGUAAAGAGGUCGACUUGGAUGUGGUGCCGGCGGCCAUGGCGUGCGAGGCCGAGGAUGGGGAGAUCCUUGAGCCGACGGAAGAUGGGAUUGUUCUAAAGGAGGAGGGGAAUGGUAGUUCCGAAUCGGAGAAGGAUGUGGAACAAGAGAUUGAAGCCCCAAAGUCGGAGCGGGGAAGCCCGAGGCGAUCCAGGGAUGGAAGCCCGCCGCGCGAUAAUGUUGAUAGAAAGCACAGCAGUCCAGAUAGGAGGCACAGGGGGAGUAGCGUCGAUAGAAAGCGGAGGUCGCGAUCGAAGGAGAGCGUGCGCGAGAAUGCCCGGCACCACAGUCGGGUGGCGAGCCCCGAUAGGAAGCGACGUCGCUCGAGGUCCAGAGAUAGAGGAGAUGAGCGAAGCCGGAGGCAUGCUUACAGUCCCGAUAGAAGACGGCGCUCCAGAUCGAGAGAACACGAUGAGCGUGAAAAAUAUCCUAGGAAGAGAGCCGAGUCGCGUGAUAGGCAUAUAAAAGAUGAUCGAGGGGCUCGGGAUGAUGAAAGGCAUUAUAACAGGGAUAGAAAUAGGCGUGACCGGGAGGAGCUGUCGGAAAAGCAAGAAACCACACAGAGCGAGACCAUUGAGAGGGAAGAAGAAAACCAGGACGAGUAUCUGGAGCGUGUUGCGCAUCAGUUGGCUGAGCAAGAAGAAGACAUAGAGAAAGUCAAGGAAGAGAGUCGAAAAAGAAGGCAGGCCAUCUUGGAGAAGCAUAAAAUGCAACAGAGUCAGCCGGAGGAGCCGGCUGAAACCAUGAAGGUUUCUAAGCCUUUAACAGCAGCAGAGCCAGAUAGUGGUGAGGGUAUUAUUGACCCUUCGACCCCUUUAUCGCUUGGGAAGUCUGCUCUCCCUAAUGGGACGAUUCUAAAAAGAAAUGCAGGUGGUCUUGGAGAGGGUUCGCCACCAAAGAGUGAAAAGCCAGCCGACAUGUUCUGUGACAUUUUUGGAGAGUCGCCUGCAGAAAUUCGAAAAGCGGGAACGAGAGAUACUUUGGCGAUUGAUACGAGUGGGCUUACGGAUAAUUGGGAUGAUGCAGAUGGUUACUAUACUUACCGAGUCGGUGAGGUUCUUGAUAAUCGGUAUGAAAUUGCAUCGUCGCAUGGCCGGGGUGUAUUCUCGACUGUGGUGCGUGCGAGGGACACGAAAGCUGGUCGAGGAGAACCGGAAGAAGUGGCUAUCAAAAUUAUCCGAAGCAACGAAACUAUGUUCAAGGCAGGCCAGAUGGAACUGAUCAUUCUUAACAAACUGGCUGGGGCGGAUCUCGAGAACAAGCGGCAUUGUGUGCGUCUUCUUUCCAGCUUUGAAUACCGGAACCAUUUGUGCCUGGUUUUUGAGUCUCUCCAUAUGAAUCUGCGUGAGAUUCUAAAGAAGUUUGGUCGUAAUAUAGGUAUUAGUCUGGCUGCGGUUCGCUCUUAUGCCAGGCAACUCUUCACUGCUUUGAAGCAUUUGCGAAACUGUGGUGUUUUGCACUGCGAUAUCAAGCCCGACAAUAUGCUGGUGAACGAUUCUAAGAACUUGCUCAAGCUUUGUGACUUUGGUUCCGCAAUGUUUGCUGGCGAAAACGAGAUCACUCCGUACCUCGUGAGCCGCUUUUAUAGAGCACCAGAAAUCAUUUUGGGGCUGCCGUAUGAUCACGCCCUGGAUAUGUGGUCUGUGGGAUGCUGCUUAUACGAGCUUUACACUGGCAAGGUUCUUUUCCCAGGCUCCACAAAUAAUGACAUGCUAAGGCUUCAUAUGGAGCUCAAAGGGCCAUUUCCCAAGAAGAUGCUGAGGAAGGCGAUGUUCACCGCCCAACAUUUUGAUCAGGACCUCAACUUCCAUGCCAUCGAAGAAGAUCCCGUGACCAAAAAGACGAUUAACCGAAUGAUCACCAAUGUCAAGCCCAAAGACAUCUCGACACUCAUAUCCUCCUCGGGGGGGUCCGACGAGGAUGCCAAGAACCUCCUCAAUUUCAAACUUCUGCUGGAAAAGAUUUUUAUUCUGGAUCCUGAGAAGCGAUUGACUGUGUCUCAGGCACUCAACCAUCCGUUUAUCACCAAGUAGCAAGGCAGGCGAGACUGUACAUAUCCUCUUCUCAUUUUGGCGUCCAUGGCACAAGACGAAACGAGACAACGAAAAGCUCCGGUUUUUACAUUUAGCGUAAGAAAGUUUCUCUUUGUAUUAGCUCGUCUAAUCGUUCACAACUUUGCUUUUGAAGGGGGCUGGAACUUCCCUGCUUUCCUAAAAGUUCUCUCUAGAGAUUAUAUCAAAGCGUCCAGGUUUUACUUGCAACGCUGUUCUUCGCCUUCUAACUUUCGUUGUUCCAGAGAGACAACCAAGAAAACGCAAACAAAUUUUUUUUUUUUUGAUCGAUCCAUCAAAUCGGUUUCCAUGUCGUGUGUAAAGAAUGCGAUCAUCGUCGCACGCGAAGUCUAUCCACUGGUAAAGCUAUUUUUGGU